Ascochyta rabiei is the source of this 789-nucleotide messenger RNA. RefSeq names its product 6-phosphogluconolactonase. Bases 1 to 789 code for a protein of 262 amino acids. Gene Ontology annotation, biological process: carbohydrate metabolic process; pentose-phosphate shunt. The transcript has a single exon. Lineage: Eukaryota; Fungi; Ascomycota; Dothideomycetes; Pleosporales; Didymellaceae. The record is from RefSeq and is a predicted model, not a curated record. Gene Ontology annotation, molecular function: 6-phosphogluconolactonase activity.
AUGGGAAAACCGCCGAACCUCUACGCCUUCAAAAGCGCCGACGAGCUCGCCCCAAGCUUGCGCACGUACAUCCUUGACGCGCAAAACACCGCCAUCGAGCGCCACAAUGUUUUUCGCGUCGCCGUGUCAGGAGGCUCUCUGCCGAAAACUCUGGCGCAGGCGCUUCUGAAGGAGACAAACGGCGACGGGAAGCCUCAGUUCGACAAGUGGGAGAUCUUCUACGCCGACGAGCGCGCCGUGCCCCUCGACCACGAAGACAGCAAUCACAGGCUUGUGAAGCAGGAGCUCCUGGACAACAUCCCGGCCGAGCUGGGCACGCCCAAGGUCUAUCCCAUCGACACAAAGUACCUUGACGACGUUCAGGAGCUGGCCGACCAGUACGAGAAGACGCUUGUCAGCGUCUUUGCUGCCCGAGACAGCGUCAAGCUGCCUCUCUUCGAUCUGCUUCUGCUUGGCUGCGGCCCGGACGGCCACACCUGCAGCCUGUUCCCUGGCUCUGAUCUUCUGCGCGAGGAAGACGCCUGGGUAUUGUACAUCUCCGAUUCACCGAAGCCCCCACCCAAACGUAUCACAAUCUCUCUUCCUGUCGCACAAGCUGGACUCAAGAUCGCCUUUGUAGCGACAGGUGCCGGCAAGAAAGACAUCAUGAAGCAGAUUUUUGAUUCCGACGAGGGACAAUCGCUGCCGUGCGGCCUGGUCAACCACAAGGGCGAAGGGCGAGUCAGUUGGUUCGUUGACUACCCCGCCAUUGAGGGCGUAGGCUUCCCUGCUCGCCGUGGUAGCCUCUAG